Nicotiana attenuata is the source of this 420-nucleotide messenger RNA. RefSeq lists its product as uncharacterized. Bases 1 to 420 code for a protein of 139 amino acids. Lineage: Eukaryota; Viridiplantae; Streptophyta; Magnoliopsida; Solanales; Solanaceae. Gene Ontology annotation, molecular function: zinc ion binding. The record is from RefSeq and is a predicted model, not a curated record. The transcript has a single exon.
AUGGAAUUUAUUGUUGAUCUAGACAAAAGAACAUGUGAUUGUUCUGAAUUUCAGCUAGAUGAGAUGCCAUGUGAACAUGCAAUUGCUGCAAUUGAGAGUAUACAUCAAAAGAAAUCGGCCUUUUGCUCAACCUAUUUUUCAAGGGACUUUUGGUUGAAAACGUAUGAAGGGCAAGUAAAUUCUGUAGGUGAUGCAACAACAUGGGUUAUACCAGAUACUAUUAAUUCAGAAAUCACUAAGCCUCCAGAUGCCAAAGUACUGCUAGGAAGAAGACAGAAGAAUCGACAUGUUUCCGGUACAGAAUUCAAGAAGGAACCAAGAUGUAGUCGUUGCAAAAAAUAUGGGCAAAGCAGAACAAAUUGCACAAAUUCUUCUGUAGUUCAUCCUUAUGCAAGAAAAUAUAGGAAAAAAAAUGAUUGA